CUUAACAAUGGUAAGCACAUGAAUUAAAUCCCAGUUUAAACACAAUUCUAGUCAUAUGGGGGAGUCUGGUGGGGGUCAGAGAAGUAUUGAUUGUUAUACAUGUAUGAAUAUUGAGCAUUCCUAAUGUAUGAAUGGUUUGGCUGGAAAAACGUAGCCAAGCCUACUAUACAAUUCAGUGUCCUCCUCUGUAUUGAGCAUCCUCUUCUGUAUCCAGCGUCCUCUAUAUCAGCAGCUCCUCUGCAUCAGCCUCCUCUGCAUCAGUGCGGUUGUCCUCUGUACUAUCAGCAACAACUUGUAUUACAAUAUCCUCGGGGUCCUGUGAAUACAAGCAAAAAGUGAGCAAACUCAAUGAUUAGGUACUAAAUAAUCAGCAAGACUCCUCAGCACCUUGUUUGCUGCUCUAGUAAUCAAACUUCAGACUCAGUCUCAGUUUGAUUACUGGUGGCACCAGUAAGAAGAAUCUAGUAGUAACUUUGGCCUCCGUCUUGGUCUCAGUCUCAAGCUAACACUCUUAACCUCUAAUACGACCUCAACCUUGCUUGUCCUCAAUCAGAUUAUUUUGUGUAAUCUGUAUGUAUUCUGAUCACCUGAAGUGAGAGAAGGAAAUCAUGUGCAGUUUUGCUUUGUGUUCAACUGCACGUAAUUUCCUUCUCUCACUAGAGCUUAUCCAGCAGAAUAAAGAUCAGAAUACAUACUGUACUGAUUAAAUGUAUGGCAUGAGAGUAGCUUGCCAAUCAUUACACACUUUUGAUACAGUUCUAGAAUAGUAUGGUACCGUACAGUACUGUACCAGUUAUUUCAAUAUAAAAUUGUACAGCCAAAAUUAACACGCAAUUUUUGGCCUCCCACUAGUGUACUUUUGGCUGACCAGUUCUAAGCCACCAGAGCAUCCUUAAGGUUCCCAAUGACAUGGAUCUCUAAGUAAUUAUAUCAAAUUGUUGGACUGGGCGCUUAGUCUGGUGGUGAUCUAGAGUUGUUUUUUGAUAGAGUUCUGGCCUAUUUUCUAACCAGCAGCUGGUCUCAGAAACUAGCAAAAUUUGGCCACACCGGCUGUUAAUGGAGAACUGGCUCCCCCUAGCCUCUAAUUGUGUAACAAUGACACACGGCACCUUCUUAACACAAUGACGGAGGAGCAUAUCCCCAAAGGGGAUCUCAUUAGAGGCCUUUCCGAAGCUGUUGUGUUUAGCUUAUUUUAGCUUAUUGAGCUGUUUGUGGUAAAAAAGUGACAAAAAACUAGUAGAUCUAUGUAGGAUCAGUACUAAAAUUCUUGGAUUCAAAAUUAACCCUGAUUUUACUAGUACUUCCUCCGGUCCAGAGAGUGUGUCAUUGUGCCCCUGUUUUACUGGUCMUGUAUAUGUGUCUCCAACUUUAAUUAACAGUUUUUAAGGUUUUUGGCAGUUGGAUUCCACAAAUGACCGUGGAAUGACUGUGUAGAAUAAGUAGUAGAUACUAUAUAUGGGCAUGCACGUAAAUAAAAAUUAUUAUUGUUGCACAUGAAAUUGAACAGUCUGUUAACACGUGAAACAAUAUAGUAGUGCUCUGUUAACACGUGAAACAAUAUAGUGACAAUGGUACAGUGCAGCUCUUUUAAAUGCAAAUGACCUAUAUAAGAAAGCAAGUCAUACUAUUAUGAAGUAUGGCCUCAUAAAUUGUCUACUCUUACUAGUAGCUACUAUUUUGUGCAAGUGGUGGCAUAUCAAAAUGACUGUUACUAGAACCCUUUCAACGGGAAAAAUGAAAUAUAUACUACUCCUACUAGUAGUACUAGUGUUAGAAGUGCUCUGUUUGAAGGCUUAUUCCAAUCUCUUUAACAGCUCAACUCUUAUGCACAUUAAAAUACAAUGGGAUAAGAUCAGUAUGACAAAAAAAAAUCCAAAUCGCCCUAUUAUUUUGUUUAUUUCAGUAUUAGUAAACGUGCAAACUGUACACACUUUGUGGACCGGAGGAAGUAAUAAUUUUUAGUGUCAGAGUAGAAUGCCCUUUUGCCCUGUAGGGCGUGGUAGGAUUCAACGGUUGACGCAUUUUACUUCGAAAUACUGUAACUGGUAGAAGUAGUACUUGUACUUCAACUCAAAACACUACUCUUUCCUCCUCAUUUCAUUCGUGGCACUAUUCUUGUACUUGUAUCUUAAUUUCGAAAAAAUAGAGGACGACAAACGAGGCGGCGGAAUCACCAUUUUAUCGCAUCGACGAGAGCAAAGAGCGCAAGUGCCAUGUCAUCUGGAACUUUAUCUCGCGAUGGUUCUGCCGAAUCGAGCGCUUCAACUACCGCACCUAGGCGUCGACGAAAACGCCCGCUUACCAAUACCAACACCGACAAACUCUGCCAAAAUGGCUCGGUUCUGAGCAAAUGGAUAUAUCGAUUCAACUUGUGGACGGGUCUGUACAUGCUGAAUCCGUACGAGAGAUUCGUGUUCCACUUGGUUGGUUGGUUCUCGUUCACCGUUUCGUUGCUUUAUGUCUACGUCUUCUGGAAGGGCUUCAUCGAGGGUUUUCGGCACAGUACAUGAACCGAGCAGUACGCGGAGCGGUCGUAAGGACAGAGCGCUCUCAAAUCUCCUGCGAGAUGGAAUCCGGGGCGAACAAUUGUGCACGAUGGGAAAAGAUCAAAGGAUGCUUGCAAUGCUAUACACGCGUUCGAUUUAGGCUAGACGCGAAUAGUACUUUCUUCUCGAAGAAUGGAUCUAUUGCAAGCCGGACCAUCCGGGGUUUCUAAUGCUAAAUUGACUUUGUACCACUCAAAGCGCAAAGCGAAAAAAUGUUACAAACCUUUUUUUAAACUAUUUUGAAACCAUUCGAUGUAGCAUCCACUCUGCAGGAGAAAAAUGAAUUGUUUGGGGAUGCCUAACGUGUGGAACAAAGUAACUUGAAGCGGUGUUUCGUUGUCACAUUCCAUGGAAUUGCCCACCCUCCUGCCUUUUGUCUCCGUUGCCGAUAACAAGAUUCUUUUGGCAAGUCCAUGUGAAGCCGAGUAAAAUACAGCGCGUAUAUCCUAGGUCGUUCCCUGCCAACCCACGGAUGUCCUGGUUUGCGCUAAUUGCGAUGACUGUGAUUCUGUUUUGUGUUGCUGUGGCAUCAAUGAAAACAACAAAUACAUUAUGCUUGGGAACAACGUAGAUGUAUGCCUGUGCGGUUUGUAUCAAUGGCAAUUAAGUAUAGUAUUGAAUACAAUUCAUUGAUUGAGUCGGGAUACCGCAGCAUUCGUAACUUUGGGCGUGGUUUUCAACUACUCUACUAGCGAGAAAGACAUGAUUCACCAUCCCUAUCUUCGUAAUGUACCUUCUAACAUUAAAUUAUACUCCGAAGUUCUUGGUCGCUCGAAAGUAGUACGAUGUUCACUAAACCCUGCACACAUACGAACUACUCUGUGUGACAUACCGCACCCAGCGAUAGGGCGUGUAUCCGACCAUGUUUUCGGCAAUUCGCAAGUAUCGCACUUGCAGCUGUGAAACGUUGAACAUCGGGAUUUCAAAGUUCAUGUUGAUCGGACCAAUCUCUCGCCGGAUCUGCGUGGUGCAGGGUUGAGACAGCGUGACCUUCGCUCGCAUCGUUUGUUCGCUGCCUCCCGGUAUUUUCUUGAGCGUCCAGAGGAUCUUUCCAUCCGCCCGAACGAAUUCGGCGUUCGUGUGUCCGGUGCCCGGGCUGGCAAUGACUACACAAGAGGCCACUGCUGUGCAUUUCGGUAAAGGAAUUUCAACCGUCACGUUUGCACCAAAAUGGUUGGCCGGCAUGUCUGCUCGAACCAAGACCGUGAUUUCCAGCUUUUUUGGUUCCACUUCUUCGAUGGAAGGGAUGAUUCGGAACGGUGUGGUAAAAUCUCCAGUUACUCUGUAAUUCAAAACGACGAACUCGCCGUCGGGAGGGACAAAGGAAAGCGUGCGGGCACUCUCGAAUUCGGAUAGGUUGACAAUCUCAUUGAAAUUGAUAUCAUCUACCGUAGGAGCUCCGUAAUGCGAAUUGUUCUUUCCAAUAGCCAAAUCUUCGUUGAGAGCCAGUCUGAGUUGGGGACUCCCGGCUAGGUAAGAUUUCAUCUGAAUACAGCCGUCGAUGGUGCUGUUGAGAACGUACCCAUUCGCAGAAAACAGGACGUUCAAUCUUUCUAAAAUAUCUACAAAAAUUUCGUUCUUUUGUUGGCUGGCUGAUUCCGUCUUUCUGCCGUUCGCAUUGACCGCCGAAAUAACUGGUUUGUGCACGGCGCUCGCCGACGCCGUUUUCGGAUUGACCAUCUUCGAUGUGCUACUGACCGGAUCGAUGAGAAUAGCUUCGUUGUACACGCAAGAUUUGAGGUUUAGAGUGCGCGUGACCUGUGGAUAUCCGUAAUCUAGCAUUUCGUCUAAAAGUUCAUACAGCAAAAUGAAAUUCUUUCGUAUCCCUUCUUCCGACAGGGUGCCGCAAUAAUCCUUGAAGACCCGG
Molecule: messenger RNA, 4413 nt
Organism: Pseudo-nitzschia multistriata
Lineage: Eukaryota; Bacillariophyta; Bacillariophyceae; Bacillariales; Bacillariaceae
Source: the annotation of a GenBank genome assembly